GCGAGGACUUCGUGGACUUCCUCACGAACUUGGACAAUCCCCAAGUGCGGGGGAUUGUCGCGAACAACAGCGCCGUCGCAACAGCUGCGGCCAUUGAAGGUGGCGAUUUCUUUUUUUGCUCGCGUGGGCUCUUCUCCCAAGCGACCAUUGAAGGUGGCGAGGACGGGGACCGGUCCGUGAGCUCCGCACUCAUCAUGGCCACGCUUGCCCACGCU
Molecule: messenger RNA, 215 nt
Organism: Symbiodinium pilosum
Lineage: Eukaryota; Dinophyceae; Suessiales; Symbiodiniaceae
Source: the annotation of a GenBank genome assembly